AAUAAAUCUCGGGAAGCAUCUCUCGGCCGUACCGCCACGCGCCACAGUGAGGCGGCAAUACAGCCUCAGAUAAUUUGUUCAUAGUUCCGCUGGAUCCUUAGUUCUCCAUCUCCCUCAUUUUGGCCCGUCAUGCACAAAUAUACAAUCCCUCCCAUUUCUCCAUCAAAUCGAAACUUCAUUAAUCAAAAUCCUCAACCCCAACAAUGAAUCCUCCCGACGACGACGAGGAGAACAACGAGGAGGAGGAGGAUGAGGGCGAGGACUAUGAGGUCGGGGACGAGGACGAGGACGAGGAUGAGGAUGAGGACAGUGACGACGAGGAAGAGGACGAGGAUGAUGAGAACGAAGAGAUGGAGGAGGAGGAAGAGGAGGAGUUGAUCAAUCCAUCAACUCCCUCCCAAUCCAGAUCGGCGGACUCGGGACAGCAAUCCGACGAAGCCACUUCCUCAGCAAGAUUAAGAGGCGUAAUGCUCGACACAACGGGCUGUUACUGGGCCGCUCAAAUUCAUGCCCGUAACGACUGUCUAUUUCUUGGUGAGUUUGGGUCUGAAAUAGAAGCAGCCCGAGCCCAUGACAGCGCGUCCACCAAAUUCUACGGCACCGACUUUGUUCGUAAUUUCCUGGAUGGCGUCUACGAGACAAAGUUCGUCGAGUUCGUUCGAAAUUUACUCUCUAUCCCCGAUGACCGUGACUGGAUUCGCUUGCCUGAUCGCACUGACGCCCUCGACAAUGUCUGGAUUAGAGAAAUGUUUCAUAAAGUCUUGACUUCUAGUGAUGUCGAUGAUCGAAGUAUAUUGACUUUGCCUCGGGAGGCGGCCAUGCAGCACUUUCCGCAGCUGAAGCCAGAUUCAAUCGAAAUACCACUAGAGUUUACAAACCUGGGUCGCGUAACAUGGGUCUUUCAAUAUGGUUACUCGAAGAGUUGUCAGAGUUAUGUGUUCACUACGGGUUGGAGCAGGUUUGUGAAGGCGAUGAAGCUUCGUGCUGAUGACUCUGUUGUUUUCUAUCGAUGCACGGAGUUGGAAAAUUCGGUUAGAAAACAUUUUUAUUUGAUUGACAUGAUUUUUUCUGUCAAAAGUGAGCACGAGGAUGUGGCUGAAGAGCCUGCGGAGGUUGGAGGAGAUAUUGAUAGGCCGUCUGGGUCGGGUGAGAAGUAG
Messenger RNA from Phalaenopsis equestris, 1157 nucleotides. RefSeq names its product putative AP2/ERF and B3 domain-containing protein Os01g0140700. Lineage: Eukaryota; Viridiplantae; Streptophyta; Magnoliopsida; Asparagales; Orchidaceae. Gene Ontology annotation, biological process: regulation of DNA-templated transcription. The transcript has 3 exons. Gene Ontology annotation, molecular function: DNA-binding transcription factor activity; DNA binding. The record is from RefSeq and is a predicted model, not a curated record. Bases 204 to 1157 code for a protein of 317 amino acids.